This is a messenger RNA of Suillus clintonianus, 1118 nucleotides long. RefSeq names its product MM3350-like domain-containing protein. The record is from RefSeq and is a predicted model, not a curated record. Bases 280 to 963 code for a protein of 227 amino acids. The transcript has 2 exons. NCBI's taxonomy places the organism in Eukaryota, Fungi, Basidiomycota, Agaricomycetes, Boletales, Suillaceae.
ACACCCUGACCGCACGUCCCCCGGACCGUCAUAGAUUAGCGAAGCAGUGAACGAGGAAAUGUUACUAGCCAAUAAAGAUCAUUGCUGAGCACACUGUCUCCAUUCCGAGGUGGAGCUUCUGUUGAUGUAAUGGGCAUGUCCUUGCCCCGAGGAUCAAUUAUUGCUGGGUUCUACAACGUAAAAGCCCGAUACUUCCUGUGCCUCCAAGUACCCCAGUGCUUCUCAAACGCUUAGAUAUAUAUUAUCGCGUCUAACGACUAACUGAAAGCCAUUCACAAAAUGCCCAUCCGAACCUUCAUCUUCAAAGUUGAUCUCCUUGAGUCUCAAGACCCACAAAUCUCGAGGACCUUUUCCAUACCCGCGUCAUGGACGUUCCAAAAGCUUCACGCCGCGAUCCAGCACGUCUUCCUAUGGCAGAACGAGCACCUCCACGUGUUCACAUUUCAAAUUCCAAUGGGAGGGGGUAUUAACAAAGUUGUAUCUAUACAAGAUACAGACAUGAUGGGACGGGAUGAUGAAGAGGGGCCUAACGAUAUCGUCCUGGAUGAGAAAACAGUCAAACUCAAAGACAUCUGGGACGACAGUGGGAGGUAUCGCAGGGACGUCACCAACAAUAGAACCCUUGGGGGUUGCUUCUAUGAAUAUGACUUUGGUGAUGCUUGGGAACACGAAAUCACCUUGCUGGCUGUCGGCACGUCCGAUGUCAAGGAAGUUUCGGUUCUCGAGGUGUCCGGUUGCGCGCCUCUCGAGAACAGUCAUGGGGUCCUGGGAUGGGAGGGCCUCAAAAGAGCCUUCGCAGAUCCAAACCCAAAUGACGUGUCUCUUGAAGCAAGGAGGCUGUCAUGGCUUGUUUCGCCUCUCGGUGGUGCAUUCCAUCCCGCGAUUGCCCCGACUAUAGAGCAACUCAAUACACCUGGGCUGUUCGAUCGACGCUUCAGACAGAUUCGCAGAGGCAUUCUAUGAUUUAUGCAUACUAUGGCCAGGCCUUGUUGAGGCUUUGGGUUAACAUCAUCAGAUCGCGCUUGGAUCGCGCUGCACACUAUGGCUUUAUGUAUCAUACGAGGACACAACUCACCAUCUACGUCAAUUAGAACGUACUAAAAAGCCACUGUAAAAUA